This is a messenger RNA of Nothoprocta perdicaria, 3044 nucleotides long. RefSeq names its product axin interactor, dorsalization-associated protein. Lineage: Eukaryota; Metazoa; Chordata; Aves; Tinamiformes; Tinamidae. The coding region runs from base 36 to 461 and encodes 141 amino acids. Gene Ontology annotation, biological process: determination of ventral identity. The transcript has 4 exons. Gene Ontology annotation, cellular component: membrane. The record is from RefSeq and is a predicted model, not a curated record. Gene Ontology annotation, molecular function: phosphatidylinositol binding.
GUACUUUGCUGCCCAGAUUGCCAUCUGAACCCGGGAUGACAUUACUCACCAUCAACAUAGAGAAAAUUGGUCUGAAAGAUGCUGGGCAGUGCAUUGAUCCUUACAUCACAGUCAGUGUAAAGGAUUUGAAUGGGAUAGAUCUGACUCCUGUGCAAGAUACUCCUGUGGCUCUGAGGAAAGAGGACACAUAUGUCCAUUUUAAUGUGGACAUUGAGAUCCAGAAACACGUGGAAAAACUAACAAAAGGUGCAGCUAUUUUCUUUGAAUUCAAACACUACAAGCCUAAGAAGAGGUUUACUAGCACCAAGUGCUUUGCUUUCAUGGAGAUGGAUGAAAUUAAACCUGGGGCAAUUGUUAUAGAACUGUACAAAAAACCCACUGACUUUAAGAGGAAGAAAUUGCAACUGUUGACCAAGAAACCACUUUACCUACACCUCCAUCAAACACUGCACAAGGAAUGACCUUAUUUGAGAGGCUUCUGCGAGCCGCCCCGCAAGGCACGGGAGCUGUGUCGUAGCCUCAGGCCCCGAGGGGCAGGGACCCGAGCGUAUUCAUGGCCGUGGGUCACGUGGGAGCGCCUCAGUGCGCAGCGGCGCCCGAGGCCAGCCCGCCAUCCACGUGCACCAUUUCCUUCUAGAACCUUCCGGAUACAGUUCUUUUUUUCUGAGAGCCCUGAGACGUUUUGACUGCUUUUCCUAAUUUUGCAGUUUGUUUGUUUGUUUUGUGUUGUUUUGUUUUUUUAACCUUAGCCAUUAUUCUCCUUCGCCUUGACCUCCAGUGACGGUCGGGGCCUGCCCUUUUGCCAGACCUGUAGCAAUGAAGAUGCGUCAGGCCUGCUCUCYUGGUCGUCACCUUGCUCUGCUCUUGUAGCUCCUCUCAUCUGCACGUCAGCGUCCUCGGAGAAGGGCUGGCUGGCAGAAAACAGGGAAAGGACAAGGUGGGCUGGGAARGAGCUCGUGGUGUCGCGAGGGACGUAGGAGGAGGGCAGGGAGGAUGCGGGGUCAAGGCUGGGGGACGAGCUGAGCCCGUCUGUCCGCUGCUCUUCCUCGCGCUGGUGAGGAGGAGGAGGAGAUGACUGCAGAUGAGGAGACCAAGCUGUGGUCUUAACAGCUACAUCUCAGCUCUUAGGCUUGCCCAGUCCGCUCUUAACAAGUGUCACAAAAAGUACCUAUUACAAAACCUUUAAAUCUCAGUUACUCCCAGGUAGAGUUGUUUGGAUUUGGUUUUUAUUUUGCUUUUUUUUUUUUAAUUACUUUUUCUUUUUUUUUCCUAUAGCUUGUCACAGAACAAGCUGCAAAGAUGGUUGGAGGGAGAAGAGAGGCUUCCUUGAGAGCCCUGUGCUCAUCAUCAUAGGGAAUUUUACCCUUCUGAUGACAGCGGGAGCAGCCCCUUAGUGUUCACCAGUGUCAAUUUUCCAGAGCUUUUAACAGCAUAGAUCUGGCUAGCAGGUUGACUCAUAUUUUACAUGAAACUGCUGUUUUUAAUGGAAACUGAUUGUAUGCAGGUUUCUGCAUAUUUUGUGCAAGUCUGGAAACUUACUCUAAAAUUACCUUUUUAUGUAAGUAGAUAGUAUUAUCCUCUAUUUUCUAUAUUAUUGAUUCAGUGUGUAAUAGGCUGCAGGACAUUGGCUUAUUAUAACACAAUUUCCCUCACUUUUUGACCUAAUAAAGGGACAGAAGUAGAACCCAGUCAAAUCUUUCAUGUAUUUGAGUGGAUAUUUAAUACAGUACUUUAAAGUUUGAUAUAAUUCUUGCAUAUCUAUCUAGUGCCUAAAUAUUCUGCUACGCUAACAAAAUUCACAGCACCCAAAACAGUAUCAAAUGUUAGGGGUUUUUCAUAAACAAUCUGGGUUAAGAUGCCUUACUAAGUUAUCCUCWCUGUCAUGUAACAUCAGGAUGUUGCAGAAUGCUUUAAUAAAAAGGAUGUUACUUCUUGUGCCCUGUUCAGCAGGAGGUGCUCAGAGCUCUUCUUGUUCUAGCAUAUUGAUUAGGAUAAAACGCUGUUCCUGAAUCUCCUUAUUCUUCUUCCUCUGUUCUGGCAUAACUGAGGACAUGGACUUUCCUUACUGAAUGCAGUUAUUUAAUUAUUGUGACAAAAAAAAAAAAAAAAAANAAAAAAAAAUUAACAAUUAGGUGAAUUCCAGGAAUGGUUGAAAGAAAAAAAUGCAGAAAUACGAUUUUAUUUUCCUGUUAACAGGUCGUGAAAGAUGCCCCCUCCAGGGGUAUUAUAUCCGAUACAUCAGAUUAUCCAUCCCAACCAUCUCCUCAUGAGUUAUGGAAAUAGCUCUGAUUCCGGCAUGCCAGAUACCAUGUGCAGGAAGGUGCAUGCAAAAAAAAAAUCCAGCCAACUUCUGGAUAAAUCUGGGUGGAGCAAAGCAUUAGUUUAACUUCUGUGUUUGUGAGCAAAUGCCAGUUUGGUCACUCGCURUUUGAUUUGCCGAUGGCCCCUGGUGGCUCAGGCCUCUUUCUACCCGCAGGUGGGUGGCUCCAGGCCGUGCGGCGCCUUGCUCUGCCCGUGACUCUGCUCUGCCACCCCGUGUUUCUCUUAGCGUCACUUACUGCCCAGGAAAGCACUGAGCUCGGUCGUGCUCRUGACCAAGCGCCUUGGGUCAGAGCCACCUGCAGCAAGCGAGGAAAGAGGCAUCAAAUAAUGUCAGACUUCAGGGUGGGGAAGCAAAGAUGCUGAACUAGGAGACUCUGACUCACAGGCUGCAUUCGGUGUGUUCGCAACCAGCCCCUGUUCAAGUUGAGCAUUUUCACUUGAAUUACAACCCCUCUGUUUCAGCUCCUGACCAUGACUCUUCCCUAGCUUGUAGACAUCUGUGUUAAUGCCAUUAUAGGCCACGUCAACUUUGAAGUAUUUUUGUUAAAUACACAAGUAGAGCUUUGUAUUUAACGAAUUGUGAAUUAAUGUUUGUAGAGUGUGAAAUACCAUUUUUAAAGUUGCUUCUCUCCUUCGCAUUUUUUUUUUCUGUAAAAUGGUCUUCAUGGAAAGGACUACUACUCCACCACCCACAAGCUCCAUGUAUUGUUUUAUGCUUUAGU